Molecule: messenger RNA, 7498 nt
Organism: Pelodiscus sinensis (Chinese soft-shelled turtle)
Lineage: Eukaryota; Metazoa; Chordata; Testudines; Trionychidae
Source: RefSeq, a predicted model, not a curated record
AAGUGUGUCCAGUAUUUUUGUUGAAACCAUCUGGCAACCCUAGAGGGGAGAGUGCCGGAUUAUCUCAGGGGCCCUGGCCAAUUUGAGGCCCCCACAAAAAUCUCCCUUUGCCUAGGAAUGGGGGCACUGAUUUUCUGGUCUGGGGCAACAGCAGAGAGGGGAGGGAAAAAAUGAGUCAACAGGGUGUGGGGCCUAGGGAGAAAGAGGCAGAGUGGGGGUGGGCAGAAGUUGCAGAAAAGGGAGGAGUUUGGCACUUCACUGCUGUAGUCUCAAACUGUGGGAGAGGGACUAUAGUCUCAGAGCAUUGGAGAGGAUCAAGAAUGCUACUGUAGGUCCCAGUCCAGGCUGAGAGCUUGACCUGGCUGAGGUUGACCUCUUUGUCCCAUUCCCUGGAGGGGCAGCUAAGCGGGGUGGAGACUAGCCUCCCCAAAGGAAAUCUUCACCCACUUGAGCUUGACAACACUGCAUACUGAAAAAUAUUUCCAUCACUUACCAUCAAAAUCUACAGAUAGACAAAAACGCUCUUCUUUGGGAAAUGAAGAAUGGAAUCCUUGGGAAGGAGAUGAAAAAAAUGAGCAGAUUGCUUCACAGCAGAGAUAUGAAACUAACCUUCAACUGUUAAAACAUAUGAAAUCCCAGCAAGAACAAAUAGACCUCAGAGUACAGAUCUGGGGUAAAGCAGCCAUUGGUCUUUAUCUCUGGCAACAUAUUCUUGAAGGUCUGAUUGAACCUGCUGCUGUGACUGCUCAGUGGAGAGAAGGAAAUAUAAAGGGAGGGAAAACGCAUUUCAGUUUCAUCACUGGUCCAGCCGUAGUCCCUGGAUACUUUUCAGUAGAAGCUGAUAAUGUGGUUCUCAUUCUGAAUGGAAGAGAGGAUGCAAAGAUCACUUAUGCCACUCAGUGGUUACAUUAUGCACAAACUUUAAUACAAACUCACAAGCUGCGGCAUAUUGCAGUUGUGCUGCUUGGAAGUGAGCAGUGUAACAAUGAAUGGAUUCACCCCUACAUGAAAAGACACGGGGGAUUUGUGGAACUACUUUUUAUAGUAUAUGACAGUACCUGGGUAAAUGAAGAAGAUAUUUUCCAGUGGCCUUUAGGAGUAGCUACAUAUAGGAAUUUCCCCAUGGUAGAGCCCAACUGGUCAAUGCUACGUUCUCCAAGAUCAUAUCUAUGUAAUUUUUUAGGAACUGUGUAUAAGAAUUCAUCUAGGGAGAAGUUAAUGGAAGUUUUGAAACAAGACGGGCUUGAUAAACUCUGUUGGAUUGCAGCCAGAGAACAGUGGCAGCCUCAAGAAACAAAUGAAAGUUUUAGAAUCUAUCAAGAUGCAUUGCUACAGAGUGAUCUCACAUUGUGCCCAGUGGGAGUAAAUACAGAAUGCUAUAGAAUUUAUGAAGCUUGUUCAUAUGGCUCUGUUCCUGUUGUAGAAGAUGUAAUGACACCAGGCAAGUGUGGAAACUCAUCUAUAUACCAUAGAGCUCCACUGCAAUUACUAAAGACUAUGGGGGCUCCAUUUAUCUUUGUAAAAAACUGGGAAGAACUUCCUGCUAUUUUAGAAAAAGAGAAAAAUAGGAGUUUACAAGAAAAGAUUCAAAGGAGAAAAAAACUUAUAGAAUGGUACCGACACUUCAAAGCACAAAUGAGACACAAAUUCAUUAAUAUAUUGGAAAAUUCAUUUUUACCAAAUGAUCAAGGAGGGUAAUUGCCCUCUAUGAAAAUAAAAAAUCAAUCAAAAGUUUAAUUUUUACUGACAUUUCAAGUAAGCUUUUAUAUAAAAAUAAAAAAUAAAUGAACCAAUUCCAGUGCAGGUCUAAUUUCUUUGAAGCUAGUAGAGUUGCAUCCUCUUAUCCGAGAGCUGAGUUUCAUCCUUCUUUCCUAAACUAAGAGAAUAUGCAAUCUUACAGAAUAGUAGUCUGGAUGGAUGAUAUUUAUUAUGAUUAUGUACAAUUAUCUCUCAUUCUUAGCAAGUCAGUACUUCCAUGUCUUAAUCUAGAUUCUCGAGCAUUUCAGCGAAUACAUUACCCAAAAAAAGUUUCCCAAAAAACAUAAUAAAAGGUGGCUCCACUACACAGAUAUUAUAUCUCCAGCAUUCUCUUUCCUGAAAUUUCUCCUGCUACCAUUUCCUUAUUUUAAAAUAUAAUUUUAUUAUAGAGUUCAUGAACUGAGAAAUAAGAGAACAGUUAUGGUCAACUGGGCCUUGAAUGACAGAAUGUUUAACAAUAUUAAAAUAAAGUCUUUAAACUCUUGCAGAUAACAAGACCUCUUCUUCUUUCUCCCACUUUUGGUAGAUGAAAUGAAGCCAUUUAAUAAUUUGGACUGCUCCCAUUUUUCUGUUGUCUUAGGAAGAGAUGCUAAUUAUGAAAAAAAUGGUUUUCUGUUCAGUUACCAAAAGAACUUUUCUUUCAAGAACUGGCAACUGAUAGAUGGAGUAUUCCUUGCUACCCUACUCAUCCUCACCAGUGACCACUUUCUUAACUAGCUUGCUACCAUAUACUAAAAGUUUCUUAGACAAUCCUAGAAUAAAUGGUAUCAUUAAAUCUUUUUCAUCCAAAAUUCUUCUUUAAAGGAACAUUGUCAUAUUUUACGUGUGUAUUUAAACUCCUUACCCAAGCCCAUUCUAUCAAAAAGUAACAGUUUACUUUUCACUGGAAAUUUUUCCCUUUAAUGUUUUAGUAGUUGUGUAUGAUGUUGUCUGAGGAUUAGGAUGUAAGGAUGCAUUUGGACAAUGUUUUUAACAAAAACAGAGAUCCACUUGUUCAGAUAAAGUUAUAAAUACAAUCAUGCUUCUAUAGUGAAGCUUUGAGGCCAGUAAUUCAGAAAGAUUUAAAAAGGGAUUAGGAGAAAAAUGUUCAAAUGUGCCAAAGUGAUCUAGGAGGCAAUGUGCAGUGUUCCGUACUCUCAUCUGUUCCCCCAUGCAAGGAUCUGCAGGGUUUCCUCCACAGAUCUAGGCACAGGGGGUGGCAGGAUGGGGAUGAAGAUGUGGCACAUUGUCUACCCAGGGUCAUGCAGUAGAUCUAGGAAUGUAAGAUCCCCUCCAAUUGGAGAUCUCUGGAUCACUAUCUGAUCCAAUGAAAAUGGACAACAUUAAUCUGUCCUUAUAGUUAGAGCCCUACCAAAUUCACAGCCAAGAAAAACAUGUUGUAGACUGUGAAAUCUGGUCCUUCCCCUGAAAUCUGUUUUAUUGUGUGUUUUUAUCCUGCACUACACAGAUUUCACAGAGGAGACCAGUAUUUCUCAAACUGGGAGUCCUGACUCAAAAGGGAGAUGCGUGGGAGGAGGUUGUACAGUUUAUUUUAGGAAGGUUAAGGUAUUGACACCCUUACUUCUGUGCUGCCUUGAGAAUUGGGUGGCCAUUGGGUGGCAGUUGCUGCCUGAGGGCCCAUCUCUGCAGACAGCAGCACAGAACUAAGGAUGGUUAUACCACGGGAGACUUACUUCUGGGCUGCUGACAGUGACUUUGCCUUCAGACUGGGGCUCCCAGUCAGCAGCAGCUGCUCUCCAGUUGCCUAAGGCACUAAGGCAGUGCCACUACCAGCACAGUGCAGAAAUAAGAGUAAUGGUACUGAUAACCCCUGUGACAGGCUGAAGGCAGUACGCUGCAGGAGUUUGGUGGAGGGCAGGCACACUGGUAGUUGGGUGAGUGGGUUCCUGUUUCCUAUAAAGGCUGCCAGAGAUGGCUGCUCAGCAAUUAAGACAGGCAGACACCUGUGACUCAUUAAGAGCUGGCCUGCAGCAGCAGAUUAAUUGGACACCUGCAGCCAGUUAGGGCUGCUGGUCCACUAUAAAAGGUUCCCCCCCCCCCCCCCUCUGGUAAAGAGGGGGAAGGAGAGACGUGACAGAUGGGAGAGGAGGAAGUACAGUGUGAAGGUGAACUGAAUGCUACAACCUGCAGAAGUUCUCACCUAGUGUGUCAGGAGAUGGUACUGUGCGAGUGGUUGGGAAUGUGUCCCAGGGAGAGCCUACUAUUCUGGCCACUACCUAGAGCCUUGGGCUGAAACCUGGCUGAAAACCAGGACUGCCCAUCUCACACCCAGUGGGCCACCACUGGGGAAAAUGGGACUUCUGGAACCACAAAAGGAUUUUCCUCCUUCAAGCUAGUGACUUGUCUAUGAUGAAAAUGGAUCAUUAAGCGGGGAGCCCUCAUCACUCCCAGAGAUAAGAGGCAGUGGGUGGGUCACUAUGAGCCUCUGAGGUAUACUAAAAAUCCACUAGGAAGUGCAGGGGUACAAUUAGAGCUUUGCCACACCCCCACAUGAUAGCCUUGUAACUCCUCACUAUUUUUUGGGUCAUAACUCCUAAAAUGAUAACACCGUGAAAAUUCCAAUUUAAAUAGCUGAAAUCAUGAAAUUUAUUAUUUUUAACAUCCCAUGACUGUGAAGUUGAAUAAAAUAGAAUUUGGUUGGGCCCUACUUAUAGUAUGUCAUUUGCCCAAUGAAACUGAUGAAGACUUGAAGUGUCAUAACAUUGUAACUUAACCUUUCUUUAAAAAAUAGAGACGUUUAAUUGAGGAAGAGGAGAGCAUAUUAGAUUUCCAAAGGAAAAGUAGUAGAUGGUGGUUCUUGACUCACUAAGUAUAUUUUUAAAUGAAAAAGAUUGAGUAUGUGAACUUGUUUUAUUCAACAUUGUGGCACCAUCAUUUUAUUAAGAUAAAAGGAACUGGAAGUGAAAUGGUAUGAAGUAACUUUAUUGUGAAUAUAUAUAAAUAAUCUAUGACCAAUGCAACAUAACCAGGCUUUGGUUAUUAGUGGUUAACAUGGUGGAUGAGUUUUGAAAAAUGCAAACUUUCGCUUGAUUGCUUUGUUUAUUACCAAGAAAAUUGCUCUAAAACUCAUUAAACAUGUAUAAAAAUAGUGUAAUUAUAGUUGUGUAGAACUUCUGAUCCAUGACUUACACAACAACUAGUCCUGUGGCACCUUAUAGACUAACAGAUUUGUUGGAGCAUAACCUUUUAUGGGCAAAGACCCACUUCGUCAGAUGCAUGUCAGAAGUGGGUCUUUACCCACGAAAGCUUAUGCUCCAAUAAAUCUGUUAGUCUAUAAGGUGCCAUAGGAUUUUUCGUUGUUUUUGCAGAUUCAGGCUAACACGUCUAGCCCUCUGAUGACUUACACAGGCACUUCAGGGGAAAAAAACCCUAUAUUUGGGGUCAGAUUUUCCCUCCUCCAUUUGAAAUAAUUUUCCCUUUCAUUUAAUAUUGGGGCUUAACUUUGAGGGACUGAUCAUUUGUAGCUCUCACUGAUUUCAGCUGAAGUUGUAAAUUUUUAACACCUAAAUAUCUAGCCAUAAGCAUGCAUCUUCAUGUAGCAUUUUUGAACAGUCUCAAAAUCUGCUUAAGUUGUCAACAUUCAGAAGGGAUAUACAAGUGUAAUCCUGUGUGUACAACGAGCUUCAGAUAUGAGAGUAACCAAGGAAUUCUGGUACCAUUUUGUAGUGUAAGAAAUAUUUAAUAUGCACUGUUGUGAUCAUUUCAGUGAAUGGUGUGGCCUGAGCUGCGCCAUACCAGUUACAAAUACUCCAUUAUUUUCUGUGUGGUUUAGUCAAUUCUCUAAAUGCUGUUCUGUCUGUAAAUGUAAGAAUGCCUGAUAGUAACAAUUGCAUGCAUGAAUUCAACAGCCAGUUCAACUCUGUGCAACUAAAUAGUAAAACAUGUACAAUAGCAUUGUCUUUACUGGGAUAUUUUCUGUUUUUAGAACAUAGCACAGCAAGGCAGUUUUGCAUUAGACAGUCACUUUUUAAUAAUCCCCUUAAAUAUCCUCUCAUAAAAGUGAUGACCAGUGUGCCUUAGUAUGUUUAUAAUGUGUCGUAGUGUCUGCUAAUUUUUUUUGCCUACAAACCACAAAAUGAGAUGCCAAAGAGAAUAGUGGGUUUAUGUAAAAGUGUUUGCCAUAGGAAAUGGGUAUUGGUACACGGAGGAUGCAGUCUACAAGUAGAACCUCUGAGGAUCAUCUUGUUUUCAAGGCAAAUUAUAUCAGCUUCUAGCAAAGGUGUCAAGUUUGCUUCAAGAAGGUUCAUGCUUUUUCUGUAUUUAAAAUUAUUGAAUGUUUUCAUUGGAGGCUCUCCGGCAACCUACUUUUUAUCAAGAUAGCUCUCCAGCAACCUACUUUUUAUUAAGAUAGCUUUCCACUGCUAGUUAUUUACAUCCCUAACUAAAAUAGCCUGGGAAACCCAUGGAAAUAAAAUCCAUUAUUUCCUAUUAGAGCUUAUUUAUUUUCACUAGCCACAAAAGAGCUGGGCAAAAAAUGCACAUGCUAUAGGUUUCAAAACCAUUAACCAAGCAUUAUAGAUGGAAGUGAGAGAAAUAAAUGCUUAUUGAAUAAGGUUAAAUUUGUUUCUUCAGUAUCCACAAAGACUGACAAUGAAGAGACGCUACUGAAAUGGAUUUAAGAAAUGCAAUUCCAACUCUUGUCUGAGGCAGCUGUUGUUUCCAAGGUCAUUGCUAUUCUGAAAGAUGGCACAACUGGUGUUUUCCAGUAAAAGAGAACCUAGAUGUUUAUAUAAUGCUGUUAGUAUACAGGGUGCUACAUAAUGGGUAGGAUGAAUCAAAUAAAGAAUAGAGUGCCUUAAAACCCUGCCUAUAGGCAUGACCAAAUUUAGAGCAGAUCCCAAGGCAUAUCAUGCUUGGUUGACAUAUCAGUAAAGUUCAAAAACAGUUUUCAUUUUAAGAUAUUACAAGAUCAACGAUAAAUGUAUGCCAAUGCUCAAAACUCCAUAUUAUCGUAUACACAUUAGGGAAGUUCUAGACUCUUUUUUAUUUUUUGCUUAUGCCAGUGGUUCUCGACCUAUUUACAAUUGUAGGUUACAUAUGUGACCUAAGGAUAUCAUAUGAGCUGCAACACUAGAUGACUGGACUGUAGGUAGUCUGUGGGCUGUGGAUUGUGAACCACUAGCUUAUGCAGAAAGAAAGAAAGAACUGUGCAGAUUUCUUGUUAAUUAAAUGUCCUUAAAUCUUGGCUGGAAAUCCUCCAGAAAAGGAAGCUGCUUGCAGUAGGUCAAGCAAUUGAUCAUUUACCAUUUUUUAGAUGCAGUUUGUCUGCACAGAAUUUUGUAGUGAGCCUCCCAGCCUCAGUGGACAGACUAGGACUUGUGCUAAACUCUAAAAAUAGGCAGUGUUUUGAAGCUGUGGCACGGGCUGGAUCUCAAAUGCUAAAGUCUAGGAAUUGGGGCAGGGGUAGACAAACCUGCUCAUGGAGACCCAGCAACAGCCUUGGUGGAUCAGGGUGGGUGCUAGUCAGAAUUUUGGGGGCGAGGGUGGCUGUUCAAAAUAUAGCUCCGAAGUUAAGCAUGGGCCUGCCCCCAGCACCUCCAUGGAACCUGGGCUCAUUUUUUUUCUUGACUGCCUCCAAGCGGGCAUUCUUGGUGGCAUGCAGUGAGUAUAUCUUUAGUAAAAACACAAAUUGUUGCAUCUGUGUUUUCCUUUUAUUCAACAGUCAACACUUUUGAGCCAAUCAAUUUGCAUGGGUUUGGGGAGCAGACUCUGGGAUGAAUGCAGGUGAUUAUGUAACCCA